UUCUUAGGUUAAAAUACUCGUAUAUAAAGUCAAUUCAUGUCAUAAUUACCUUUUCUUUAGGAACCCCUUUUACUUUAGAAAAAAACUAGUGUUUAUGUUCUUUCCUGUCAGUUUUACGAGUAUAAUAAUAAUAUGUACCUAAUUGAUUUAAUUAAUGUAUUCUCUGUUAUUCCAUAUUAUGUUAUGUAAUUUCUUAUAUUGGUAUAUGCGAAAAUAAGAACAAAAGAUAAUAAUUAAUAGCCUGCCUACAAACAGCCAGUACAAAAUGUGCCUACAGUAUGAAUUCAGAAGAAAUGUGCAAACGUGUACCUAAAUAAAACAUUAAAUAUAGAAUACAUCAUAUAUAAAUCUACUACUAAAACCUUUGCACCUACUACAUAUUUUUUAUUUGUAAUUUUUUGACAAACAAAACAAAAUUUUCUGAGAUUCAAGUUUUAAGAUUUAUAUCUUUUGAGCCUUAGUUACUUUAUAACUUUAAUAUUUUGAUAUAUGAACGUUUUCAGCCACAUGUGUUAAUUUGAGACUUAUUGGUUUCGAGCGUAAAUCAAAUUGAGAAUGUCCUUUUGUUGCUUAACUUAUUAAUGAAUAAUAUGCCUUUUAAUCUUUGUUACUAAAAUCUAUGAACUUUCGAAAUAUCUACAUCUUUACUAGGUAGGUGAAUUAAACACCAUUUAUAAUACCAGAAAGAAACGAUACAAAAUAAAUUAUGUUAAAUAUUCAAAUAUAUUCUCUUGAUAAUUGUUCUUUAUUUUAUAGCGUAUUUAAUGAAUGAUACAAUUGCGAAACUAAUGGUUUGAAAACCAUUCUGCUGUGAACUGAACCGAAAGAAAUGUUUUGACGUCCUUCACGUGCCUUUAUAAAAACACUUUUGAGCAUAACCAUAUCAGACAAAUGAGAUUGUUCUUCAAAUAAGGACUAAGAAUGUUGAUGUGAUUUUAUUUUAUAAAUUACCUAAAUUAUUUUCAUUCUACUGUACAAUUAGGAAAUCCCAAAAUGGUUUCAAAUCGAUCGGAACUCAGUAUAAGAAAAGUGCUAUUAGUAUUCUGGUGUUCGAUAGUGUUAAUGGCAGAGUCAAGUUUCAGUGCUCGUUGUAAACUCAGGAAGUAUACACAUGAAGCUAUUCAAACAGAUCUCAACGGAAGGCGAUGCUGGGAUGAUGUCAAAAUAUUAGGAUGUUGGGGAUAUUGCCUGUCACAUGAGAUUUCAGACUGGCAGUUCCCGUACAAGGAAUCAUUUCAUCCUGUUUGUGUACAUAGUGAGAGAAAGCACGCAUCUGCGAAACUUCGACACUGCGAUCCUGGAGUGGAGCCAGGCACUGAAAUUUACCAUUAUGUUGAAGCAUCUAGUUGCAAAUGUCAGGUUUGUUCUUCAGAAGAUACGAGUUGUGAAUGGUUACCACCAGAUUCAUCACUGCUCGGUGGCCUCAUUUUAAAAAAGGAAUUGGAAGAAGAAUUAGACUGAUUUACUAGAAAAGAUAGACUCAUUUUUAAUACCUGUGUAUCUAUUUUGUAAUCAACUUAAUUCCGCUACAUCGCAAGUUAUACUUAAGUCUUAAUAAUAAUAAUAAUAAUAAAAAUCUGAAAAAUAAA
Molecule: messenger RNA, 1589 nt
Organism: Galleria mellonella (greater wax moth)
Lineage: Eukaryota; Metazoa; Arthropoda; Insecta; Lepidoptera; Pyralidae
Gene: GPB5
Product: thyrostimulin beta-5 subunit-like
Exons: 3
Coding region: 994-1461 (155 amino acids)
Biological process (GO): G protein-coupled receptor signaling pathway
Cellular component (GO): extracellular region; cytoplasm
Molecular function (GO): hormone activity
Source: RefSeq, a predicted model, not a curated record